Scedosporium apiospermum is the source of this 1638-nucleotide messenger RNA. RefSeq lists its product as uncharacterized. The transcript has 3 exons. Lineage: Eukaryota; Fungi; Ascomycota; Sordariomycetes; Microascales; Microascaceae. The record is from RefSeq and is a predicted model, not a curated record. The coding region runs from base 1 to 1638 and encodes 545 amino acids. Gene Ontology annotation, cellular component: cytoplasm.
AUGGCUGAAUACCACAAGUGGAAGAGGACUGCUGACCGCAAGGCCAAUGCCGCACCGAAAAUGGAAGAAGGCAUGUCCAAGAUGGACGCCAUACAAGCGGAGGCAAGCCGGGAGGCUCACCCGAUGCAAAGCUUCGAUAUGGAUGCACCUAUACAUCUUUUUUCUUUUGCUGAUCAUUCCAAACUUCUCCCAUCCGAGCUGAAACAGCACAUCGAGUCUCUCGCUAACUCCAACUUGAAGCCGGGAUUGAUUCAGGCCCUCAGGCGUGGCAUAGGCGUGCAUCACGCUGGCAUGAAUCGUGUCUAUCGACAAGUGGUUGAGAUGUUGUUCCGUAGAGGAUUCUUGACCGUCGUCAUCGCUACCGGAACUUUGGCUCUGGGCAUCAACAUGCCAUGCAAGACUGUCAUAUUUUUAGGUGACUCUGUCUACCUCACCACCCUCACCUAUCAACAAGGGGCUGGCCGAGCCGGUCGCCGGAGCUUCGACCUUCUUGGGAACGUCGUUUUUGCUGGCAUAGAACUUGAGCGCGCAUACGAAAUCAUGUCGUCGAGACUCCCGGAUCUCCAAGGCCAUUUUCCCCUCUCCACAACUCUGAUGCUUCGUUUACUCGGGUUCUGGCACCAUACGGAGAAUUCGCAAUAUGCAAUCGACGCGGUCCAAUCUAUGCUGUCACAAACACGUAUCUACCUUGGUGGCCCUGAGAGCCAGAUGGCCAUCAAACAUCAUGUCCGAUUCUCCAUCGAGUACCUUCGAAGGCAGCAACUUCUCUCGCAAGACGGCACGCCAUUGAACUUUACGGGCCUGGUGGGACAUUUGUACUUCACUGAGAACGCCGUCUUUGCAUUCCAUUCCCUGCUCAAGGAAGUCGAGGCAGAGGGUAUCCUAUGCCAACAUAACGAGGACACGCUCGACAUAUUCCGAACAUACGUCGAGACUUAUGUUCACCAGCACUUGAGCGGUGUAUCUGAUGACACUUUGCCCUUCACCAAGCAUAAGUUCGGAUCUCAGGGAAAGCAUAGUCGGCAGCUCAGUUCCGCCCGCAAAUGUUUGCCUCCCACCAAGCUCCGCUCACCAUUCUCCGCCCUCUCGGGCUUCACCGACAAGUUCAAGUCAAUUCACGAACUCUGCACUACGGUCCGCGGCGAUAUAUUCCUCGAGGAAUCGGCUGUGCCGUACAUCCUGAUCUACCUAUACGAUACGAACUGGGUCCCGUGGAAUGCAUACAUCUACGACUUUUUCAAGCACGGGAACAUGAAAGCCCUCGUCGACGAUAACAAGAUCAGGCGCGGAGAUGUUUGGUUCCGCCUCAAGGACUUUUCUCUUGUCCUAUCAACCAUCACAGCAAGCCUCUCCAACUUCUUUGGCGAGGAAAUUGUCGACGACGCCGCCAUGAUGGAUAUCCAGGAUGUCGGCAGUACCAUGGAAGAUGAGUCUGACGACUCUGAUGAUCAGCAUGCCAGCACAGCGGCCACUCGAGAUAAAUGCACAGCCUCCAGUUCAAAGGCUAAGGCGCGGGACACAGCCGUUCCGGACAGUUGGGAGGACGAUAUUGACUCUAGUUCAGCGGAAGAAGACGGUUGUCUCCUUGAUGGCGAGUCGAGUGGUUAUACAAGUCAACGGGGUAGUGAGGGCGAGUAA